UGGGUCAUGAGCACUCUGUCUUCUCCUCUGCUGAUUUCUAGUUUGAAGAUCAAUCUCACUGCAAUGGGAAAGCACAUCUUGCUGCUCCUAUUGGGUCUGUGUUUGCUGGUGAACUCCCUCCAAGCUUUGACAUGUGUCACGUGUGAAAGGUUCAAUUCUCAGGGGAUUUGUGAGAGAGGAGAAGGAUGCUGUCAGGCUAAACCUGGUCAGAAAUGUGCCUCACUUAUAACCUAUAGAGAUGGCAAAUUUCUGCUUGGAAGCCAGAGAUGUGCUGAUGUUUGCUUUAAAGGGACUGUUGAGAAUGGAGGUCUGACUGCAAAAAUGAAGUGUUGCUCAAAGUCUUUCUGUAAUACAGUAAAUAUAUGA
This is a messenger RNA of Rattus norvegicus (Norway rat), 366 nucleotides long. Lineage: Eukaryota; Metazoa; Chordata; Mammalia; Rodentia; Muridae. The record is from RefSeq and is a predicted model, not a curated record.